Messenger RNA from Fraxinus pennsylvanica, 375 nucleotides. Lineage: Eukaryota; Viridiplantae; Streptophyta; Magnoliopsida; Lamiales; Oleaceae. The record is from the annotation of a GenBank genome assembly.
AUGAGCAACAGCAAAUCCCGUUACUUCUGCUACCGUUCUGACGACGGUGACGACGACGAAGAAGAAGACAAAUCAUCUACCAUCACCCCAAUCAACGGCACUUCUACCACCACAAGAAAACCCUCCGCUAUCUAUAAACCCAAGAAAACACCCUCAGACCCCCAACCAAAAGCCUACUUUCUUUUGCCGAUGAUGACGACUCGUCCGAAACACCAUUCUCUCGCCCUUCCACCAAAUCUUCAUCUUCGAGAUUAUCCAAAUCAACGCACAAGCUUGCCUCAUCGAAAGACCGAAUUGCCCCUCACCCUUCUUCGACCUCCCUUCCUUCCAAUGUCCAGCCCCAAGUCGGCACCUACACAAAAGAAGCCCUCUUAG